Messenger RNA from Aspergillus alliaceus, 837 nucleotides. RefSeq lists its product as uncharacterized. The record is from RefSeq and is a predicted model, not a curated record. The coding region runs from base 1 to 837 and encodes 278 amino acids. The transcript has 4 exons. NCBI's taxonomy places the organism in Eukaryota, Fungi, Ascomycota, Eurotiomycetes, Eurotiales, Aspergillaceae.
AUGGCUUCCCCUGGAAACUCCCUUCCUCUAGUAAAUACUUCCCGCCUUGCAAGUCAGAUUCAAAAACCCGCUAAUGUCUCGGAAGUUGAAGAUUACCGGUCCGGCUAUCCCAGGCUCACUGCACUCCUCUCUUCUCAUAGUCCCUAUUUCAUAUGCAGAUCCUUCACUCGCCUUCGAGCUCGAGUUCUCCUGUUGAAACAGGACAGACUCUCUGUCCUGGAACAAAAACUGGAUCAGCUUGAUGAGCAGGAAUCCUCCCACUUGUUCCUGGGCAAAAGCCGGAGUGAUAAAAACUUGGAUCGGAUGGCACUACUGUCCGAAGUCGAUUCUUGCCUUACUGAUUACGAUAGCUUUCUUGAACGGACUCACCGUACAUUGGGGCUCGGCCCUCCAUCUCAAAGGGAUGUCCAGGCUCUGCGAAAUUGGCUUGAUGGCACAGGCGCGGUUGCUAGAGAUGAGCGGGCAUACCUCACACACUUCCAGGAUUUAGUCACUGUGGCCCCCACUGGCGAUACGGCCGUGGUGCGCUUAGAAACCUGGGUUGAGGACCAGCUGAUCCGCUACUACAGCGGUUUCCGAAAUGGGCCUUAUCAUGAUGCUUCAAAUGACGCAAACGUAUAUAUCUAUUCAGGGUCCUUGAUCAGACGAGCGGCUAAAGCACUACUCUUAUUCAUGAUCACAAUGCUCCUUUUGGCUCCAGUCAUUCUGUGCAAUAUCACCCACAGUGUGUCACUCCGAGUGAUUAUUAUUAUGGCAUUUACCAUAUCAUACCUCCUCAUUCUCUCGAUUCUAGCGAAAUCAAGAACAAUGGAGCUUAUUAUUGCAGGGGCAACGUGA